AACUCGCUAGACAAAUAAAGUAAAGACAAAAAUACACAAAUAUACACCAUUCACAGAAUAACCCUCGUGGUAUAAAACAAUUGACAAAGCUUAACUAAAACUCAAUCUUCUACACCGGGAUCAGGGAUCUGACUACAAACGAGCCAUUAACACACACAUACAAACUCUCACUUUGGGAGCGUGUUAUGUAAAUCGCUGUUGACAGCUUGACCUGUUUUGAGUAUGGUCGCGAUGAUAAAUGAUCAAGCUACCCCAAAGGUAUGUUUGAAAUGAACCAGCUUCUGGCGAUAGGUAGUGAUUAAUGUCAUUCGGUCAUCGAUUAGUGUUCGCGUGCUCAACACCGAGCACCACAAGUAAUAUAUCACAGAGGCCUUCUCCUCCUCCCCCGGUCGUCGGCGGCGCCUGCGUGGCGAGAAAUUUCCGAGUCUUUGUGACGGAAGUGGGAAAAGUGCGUUGAAAAGCGACACACAUACGCUCAAUUGUCAUUAUAUAAGCCCAAGCUUGGACACUUAAGAUGCAGUGAAGUGGAGGUCGUAAUCGGGUUAGGGCUGACUUGACUAUAUUUUAGAAAAUCGUUUUGGCAUGUUGGACUCAACGCAAGGUAAUUUGCGACUGUCGAGUUCGCUCGCGUUUUUACUCCUCAUUUCCUCUGCUGCUGGUAGCGGCGUGGCACCGGGAUUUAAAAUACAAGGGAGCCUGGCUUCGUGCACUGUUGAGAACGCAGUCAUAGACCUACCAAUUUUGGCGGGAAAUCCAUGUUUUGUGUGCCGAUGUAAGAACAAAUCUGUGGAAUGUUCGCGCGAGAUCUGUCCACGGACGAACACAUGCAAGGGAACUCUGAAGAGAGAGAAAGGCAAAUGCUGCCCCGUUUGUAAUGAAAACCAAGGACCAGCUUCGUGUACGCAUCAAGGAAGAUCUUACAAGCAUAACGAUUCUUGGUUUGCAAAGGAUUGCCAAAUCUGUUUCUGCACGAAUGGAACUGUCUCGUGCCAGCUUCAAAAAUGUAGCCCACCAAAUUCACUUAGAUGUCCAGAGGGCAAAACACCAGGUCAGGUGCCAGGAGCUUGCUGCCCACAAUGUAUAGAGAAAACUGGUGUUUGUACAUCGUAUGGAGACCCACAUUAUCAAACAUUCGAUGGUCAAAUGUUCAACUUUCAUGGCACUUGCCGAUACCAACUCACUUCAGACAACGCAAACUUUACCAUACGCAUGCGAAAUGAGCGGCGAUACUCCAAUGUCUACGCCUGGUCCAAAGCCCUCUCGAUCCAUCUGGGCGACUCCUCGAUUGUGUUACAUAGGGACCUACAAGUGAAAGUGAAUAAGUCGGAUGUGAAGCUACCAUAUUAUCAUCUGCCGUAUUUUCAGAUAACGAAGGGUGGUUUUACCAUAACCCUUGUGUCCAACAUAGGUGUUCAAGUCCAAUGGGAUGGUAAUGGUUUCAUUGAGAUACAAUUGCCAAAAAGCCUAAUGGGUAAAGUCAACGGGCUGUGCGGUAAUUUCAACGGUUUCUCAACAGACGACUUUAAUCUGAAAAACGGCAGGCGCGCCGUGUCCGCCCAAGAAUUUGGGGAAAGCUGGUCACUGGGUCGCAGGAAUCACGGGUGCGAAAAAGCCCCCUCGGAACCGGUGAAGUCAACGGUAUCACAGUGUUACAGUCAUUUGAGGGGAUUCAGGCGCGCUCAUAAGCGAUGCUUGCCUAUGAAGAAGCAGUUUGCAAACUGUCACACAAAGGUGAAGCCAAACGCAUAUUUCUGGUCUUGCGUGGCGGCAGUCUGUCAGUGUACAGGGAGAAGGUGUGAGUGUGACAGUGUUCUGGCCUACGCACGUGCGUGUAGACGCGAAGGGGUCACAGUGAACUGGGGCAGGAAAAAUUCUUGUGCUGGCGUCCAUUCAGGGUAAACUACGGAGAGCGGCUGUGAGUUCGAAAAGGAGUCACAAGUGGAUCAGACAAUUGAAGGAUAACGAUAGAAGAUAAAGAUAGUUUUAGCAGACGCCAUUUGCAUCCAAUAUUCAAUAUAUAAAUAGUUGGUCUGUCCUUCGAUGAAACAUGUAUAUGCGCACGAAUAGUCGCAAGGAUUCAUCAAAUUAUAUGACAGGACCGGAGGAAAAGUGAGAGAUGGAAGGUUUCCAUUGACUGCUUAGCAGUAACAACAACUGUACAAACCACCCCCAUUGAUUAUGUUUCAUGCAAACAUUUUUAAUCCUACACACGGCCAUCCGUAGAAUCAGUCAUGUCAAGUCCCAAGCGCUUGUCAAAAUAAUAUAUUUUUCAAUCUAAAAAGGUAUAUAUUUUCUAGCCAAAACCAGAGUGGGGGAUAUCAAAUUAUCCUUGGAAGAACUCACUUCAGAAAAUUUUAAAUUCUUAGAGAAACCGCUGCUCGGUAACAUUAAAUAUGCGGUUUAGUUUAGCCAGUAGACUUGAAUCAAAAUUUUCUUCGUAGUCUGGGUUCGAGUCAAGCUGGCUGAAGCGUACGAACUACCAGCCAAUAGAAAACAAUAGUCUGUUAGAUUAAUGCCAGUAUCUGAGAAACUGCGCACCCCUAAUUUGUUAUCAGUCGACCGUUGUUCAGUUAGGGGAGAGGAGGGUACGAAAUUGCUCAGAUUCUCACAUUGACCCUAAAUGUUCACAUUCGAAACCUAACCAUACAUGUAAUAAUCGUAUAUAUAACAGCGUACUUAUUCAUGAUUUGUUUAUUCGUAUGUAGCAUCAGACACCAAUAACUAUUGGCCCCUGGUAUCAUCUUGUGUCAAAAAAUACCUUUGAGAUAUUAUUUCACCAAAAAAGACUGAAGGUUUAGUUAGAUCUCAUACAAGUGUCCAGUAAACAUUUGCCUCGGCUUCAACUGAUGUACAACCCAAUGUUUGAAAGUAAUUUGAAAUGAAAACGUUUACCACGUAAAAUUAUUUCCACUUAAUAAGGCACCAAGCCUUACUCUAAAGAAAAGGCUGAGGUCAUUUUAAAAGGGGAUCACAUUCUUUAAUCACUUGGAAACCCCUAAUUUUAUCCUCUUAAACCUCGAAUUCAGACCAAUGGGUAUUUCGUAUUUUGAAAACUAUAUAGGAACGAUUUCAUGCCUAUUUGCUGACUCCAUGUAAAAAACAAAAUUAUAACCUGAAAAAAAGGUUGAAUUGUAUAAACUUCGUCUAACUUUACUUGUCACGUUCCUUUCUCAGAAAAUAAAGUUUUCCGUAGAAAGAGUACCAAUUUUA
Stylophora pistillata is the source of this 3210-nucleotide messenger RNA. Its product is annotated as BMP-binding endothelial regulator protein. The record is from RefSeq and is a predicted model, not a curated record. NCBI's taxonomy places the organism in Eukaryota, Metazoa, Cnidaria, Anthozoa, Scleractinia, Pocilloporidae. Gene Ontology annotation, cellular component: extracellular region. Gene Ontology annotation, molecular function: protein binding.